AUGUGGAUUGUUCUGUUACUGUUGACAUUGUCCAAGUUCAUCGUGGGAGAGCCUCCCUGGUGGAAUACAGCAGUCUACUACAGGAUAUUGCUGGAUUCCUUCAAAGACGCGGAUAGUGAUGGACUAGGUGAUUUGAAUGGAGCCACAAAGCAGAUAAGUUAUGUUCGAGCUUUGGGGGCAGAUGCUGUAAUAAUGUCUCCUUUAUCAGUUAAGAGCACCGACUGCUCCAAGCCUGGAGUCAUAGAUUUAGCAGAAAUUGAUGUAAGAUACGGCACUCUUAAUACUCUUAAUGCUUUUCUGGAGAAAGUCAAUAAGCUAGAACUAAAGGUGGUGAUCUCCUUACCUUUACAAACAAUCAGCACUGCGUCCGAAUGUUUUAAUUCGAGUGCUGAUAAGAUUGUCGGUUACGAAGACAGAAUAGUUUGGCAAGAUGGGACCGGUAACGAUAUACCACCGCUUCAAAACGGUAUCGACGAUUGGAUUUGGCACGAAAACAGAGCUGCAUAUUAUGGAGUACGUGAUAAUGAAGCAAUCCUGAAUCUAUGUUCCGAAGCAGUAGCAGCUGCUCUGGCUUCAGCUCAAUGUGCUUGGCUACGAAGAGGUUUCUCGGGCGUCUUACUCAAUCCCGAUUAUGAAUAUGAUCAAAAUUGUGCAUGGAAAUUGGUACAAAAAAUGGCUGCUGAGGCAAUAAUCUGUGCAAGAUCGUCUAAUUUGGAGAUUCCAGUCAUACUCGUUGAAUCAUCCCUCGAUGCUGAAAACGCAAGCAAAUAUUAUGGCGAUGGGGGAGUGGGGGCGAACAGUGUUCUGAGUACAGCUUUGACGUUUCCAACUAAACAGUCGUCGCCCGGAUUAGCAUUAUCAAUUCAUGCCACUCUCUUAUAUACUCCAAGAGAUUCGUUUCCCACAUGGACAACAAGCAUGCCAUAUGAAAGCCGAAUAACAACACGAUAUGGCGGCGACAGUGUGGAUGCUAUAAAUCUCCUUGCAUUGAUGUUACCAGGAGCGGCGGUAAUACAACAAGGAGAUGAAUUAGGAGUAGCAGAUACAAUCCUGGAAUGGGCCUCUUCCAAUGCCACAUGCUGGCCAAGUAGGCUACUACCGUCAUCAGCACCAUUUCCUUGGAGCGACGCCGCAAAUGGAGGCUUCACUAGCGGAGAGCCUUGGUUACCCUUAGCUCCCAACUAUAGAUAUGCAAAUGCUAAAUCUGAAUUUGUUAACGAUAAUAGUCACGCAGGAGUAUUAAAAGUGGCCGCUGCAAUGAGAAAAUCUCCAGCUAUGGGGCCACAUGUUGAAAUCAAACGAUUGGGAGAUGCAAUAGCUGUACUUAGAUGGGGUGGCCAUGGAUCUCUUUUACUCGUGGCUAAUCUAGGCAAAAUGCCAUCAGAAGAAAAACUCUCAGCCUUUUUUGGUCUGCCAAAUGAGAUAUCUGUAGCGGCCAGCUCCGCGAGCUCAAGUUUCCCUGUUCGAGCGCAGGUGGCCGUUGACAAAUCGUUUAAAUUGACCCCUGGGGAGACACUCCUAUUGGCUGGAGGGCCGAGGCACUGCGGGGGACCAGGCCCCGUCGACAAAAUUGCCAACAAAUUGUCGGAGGGUUGGCAAAAGAUAAACAAAUACUUCAGUAUGCUCGCUAAAAAUGAGUUACUUAAGCGGUACUUACAGAACUUGCUCUUCUCGGCAUGGCUGAGCGUCGCGGCUAGCAACGCUGUGAGCAGAGCGGGCAGCGCACUCGCCCUCAUGUCGGGCGGCGCGGGCGUACGGAGCCCGGCGCGGCGCGGACUGUCGGCUCGGCCGACGCCGGCUAUCGACCGUGCGCGCGCACACGCAUGCGCACCAUGCACCGACGCCACAACGAGGGUUGCCGCGAUACAAAACACUAUGGGAACUAUUGAGAACCACUUUUUUGAAAAUUUUAUUAAUCUGUACCAAUAA
Molecule: messenger RNA, 1929 nt
Organism: Diatraea saccharalis (sugarcane borer)
Lineage: Eukaryota; Metazoa; Arthropoda; Insecta; Lepidoptera; Crambidae
Source: the annotation of a GenBank genome assembly